This is a messenger RNA of Emiliania huxleyi CCMP1516, 978 nucleotides long. RefSeq lists its product as hypothetical. The record is from RefSeq and is a predicted model, not a curated record. The transcript has a single exon. Lineage: Eukaryota; Haptophyta; Isochrysidales; Noelaerhabdaceae. Bases 1 to 978 code for a protein of 325 amino acids.
AUGGAGCCAACGUCGCGCUGCUACGCCGUCAAGAUCUCGCUCUGGGGUGAGCACCGACCCGCGCGGGUGCGCGAGGGCCUUCGCUGGCUGACUGAGCUUGUGCUGCCGUCGGUAACGGCGGCGGCCGCCUUCCACCGGCACACACAAGCAGGUCACCCGUCGGCCUCACACGACGCCCUUGUGCUCCUCGGCGGGACCUACUCGUCCAACCGAACAGAGGCCCAGCUGGACGCCGCCGCGCUCACGUGGCCGAGCGGUGCUGCGCACGUCUUCAGGAGCGGCGCGGCCGCGGCGGCGGGGGCGCGGCAGCUACUCCUGCAGCGGCGCCGGUGUGGGUGGAUCACAUUCGUGCGGCUCGACGCCGACGACAUGCUGACGCAGGCCGCCUUCCGACAGAUUGAGCGGUCGGCGCCGUCCCUCCCGCGAGGCGACGUGCUGCUUCACGGCGCGCACCGCGUCGAUCGCAUCACGCUCUUCAGCGAGCCCGGCCGUGUGGGUGGCGUCGUAGGGAGCGGACUGCUGCACUGCGCGUGGGACGACGGCGGAGGCUCCUUCCAGCUGUCGCAGGGCCAGUCCGUCUCGCUGGAGGCGAGCCUGUGGCGCUCGCUCGGCGCGCCGUACGAGGUGCACGGCCACCACGUCCACCUGCAGAAGAUCUGGCGGCAGAGGUUGCUGCCGCUCAACGAGCAGCUGCGGCGCGCGGCGCCGCCGCGGCCGCCCCACCGAGUGCGCACGGCGACGCUGGAGCGCGCCGCCAUCUACCUCAAGACCUUUUUGUCGGGCUCCUUCGUCAAGGAGAGGCUCGCACGCGGGAGCCAGCCGCAGCGGGCGCUGCGCCGCGCCGCCGCCGGCUGCGACAGAGCGCUCGUGGAGGCGAGGGUCGGCGCAGCCAACGCGGCGCUCCUCUUCCGCGUCCGCCCGCCGGCUCUGACCGGGGCGGACGCGAGGCAGGUCACGGUGCUGAUGGGCAGGUUGUGA